UACAACGGUUGAGGUUUCGAUCACGGGGUUCUUCUGCAGCUGUUCGUUCGCGGUCACAAAUUUUAACAGACUAUGAAGAUGACAAAAAGUACUCAGAAGUGUUGUUAGAUAAAUACUUAUUCAUGUUUCUGGGUGCCUUCUACACCUUUAUUUUAUUUGUUGUUUUACUUUGCGAAGGGUAUCUUCCAGCCCCCAAAAGUAUUGAUGAUGUUGCCGGCACUACUACUAGUAAGCAAUACAGGUUAUUCACAGAUAAUGAAGAUAACUCCCAAUUUCCUCCACAAUAUUUAAUGAACCGUUUUAGCGAAGAACGCACGAGAAAUGUUUUGAAUGAGUUAAUUAGUAUAGGCCCACGACCGACAGGUAGUUAUGAAAACGAAGUUCUUGCUUUUGAUUUUAUUAAGAGACAACUAGAGUUUAUAAAGAGUCAAGCAGAAAAUGUUCAUGUCUUUAAUAUUGAUGUUCAGAAAACAACAGGGUCAUUUUUUCUGAAAUUUGGUGAUGGAUUUACAUCAUAUUAUAGGAAUGUGAAAAAUGUCAUUGCCAAAAUUGGUCCACACAAUUCCACUGGUAAAAGCCUGCUUGUGAAUUGCCACUUUGAUACUGUGCCAACAAGUCCAGGGGCAAGUGAUGAUAGUGUUAAUUGUGCAACGAUGCUGGAGAUAUUGAUGGUGUUGUCUAAUCAGAACAGAUCACUUCCUCAUAGCAUCGUCUUUUUAUUUAAUGGAGCAGAAGAAAACAUUUUGCAGGGAGCUCAUGGAUUCAUAACACAGCAUAGAUGGGCAAAAGAAAUACAAGCAUUCAUCAAUUUAGAAGCAUGUGGAGCAGGGGGAAGGGAUAUGCUUUUUCAAGCGGGACCGGAGCAUCCCUGGAUAGUUCAGGCCUAUGCUGACGGAGCUAAAUUUCCAUUUGGUUCAAUUAUUGCCCAGGAGGUGUUUCAAAGUGGAGUGGUUCCAGCAGAUACUGACUUCAGAAUUUUCACAGAGUUUGGAGGCAUUCCAGGAUUGGAUUUUGCUUAUGUGCGAAAUGGUUAUGUUUAUCACACAAAAUAUGACAGGCCAGAGUUCAUCAAUGAAGGUUCUAUUCAGAGAACAGGUGAGAAUAUGCUGGGACUAAUUCAUAAUAUUCUCAAGUCACCUCACUUUAAUCACCCAUUGGAGUACAGAAGUAGCAAGCUUGUAUUCUUUGAUGUACUGGGCUUGUUCAUGAUCACCUAUUCUGCAAGUUUGGGUACCAUUAUGAAUGAAAGUAUUGCAAUCUUGACUGUUUUGGAAAUCCUUCUCAAAAUAAGGUUAAGAAUGGACAAAAUAAACACCACUGCAAGCCAGGAAGCAAGCAGACUUUUGAUAGCUAUAAGUAUCACAUUGGCAUCUGCAGUACUUGCUCUGUGUGUUAACCUGGCCAUUGCAGCUGUUCUUGGAGCAGUGGGCUACUCAAUGACAUGGUACAAUAGACCAUACUGGAUUUUAGGAGUCUACUUUUUCCCUGCAGUGUCUUGUCUGAUCUUAGUCCACUGGUUUGUCACUUUGCAGAGACGACAGGCUAAAGGCAGUGACUGGGAAGCAGAGGAGCUUUAUUAUGAUGCUAUACGAGUGAUAUGGGCUGUGAUCAUCUGUUUAAUGACUCGGUUUGAUAUUCACUCCGCCUAUUUACCCACUGUGCUUUUGCUUUUUACUACAACUAUACGUAGCCUAGGGGGUCGACUCUGCAUUUCAGCUAGAACCAAAGGUGCUCAUAUGAAACUUAUAAUGGUACACCUAUCUUCUCAAGCCAUUCCUCUUGUGAUAAUAUUAUAUAACUGCUGGCAAGUCUAUCUGGUAUUUGUUCCAAUUAUGGGACGAACAGGAGCCCAGGUUAACCCAGAUCUCUUCAUUGGUGCAGUAACUGCUAUAGUAGCCUACAUUUGUACAAGCUACAUGUUGACUUUGGUACAUGUGGCACGUUAUGUCUUACAAACUGUCGGGGUUUUAUUUUUGCUGUUCAUAUCAUGUUUGUGUAUUGUAUGCCUUAGCCCACUAGGAUUUCCAUAUUCAGAGGAUGCAACUAGUCCUGCUCCACAAAAGUAUAUUAUUGCUCAUGUGGAGCGAAAUUUUCAUAACAAGUCUGGUGAACUGCUAUUGUCAGAUGGGGGAUUCUGGGUUGUUCCCUUGGACCAUAAUGGACCAUAUUCACUCUUUCCAUUUGUGCCUGAAUUACAGGAUGCAGAACUUGUUGACUGUGUUAUUCAUCCCUACUGUGGCAUGCCUUAUUAUCUACCCUUUGUUUCUAAGUUAAAAAAGUCCUAUUAUUUGAAAGGUUCCAAACCUAAGAUUCAUACUCCUUUUAAAUUGGAAUUGAUUGGAAGGAAAACUCUUAAUCCUGAUCUACGACAGCUUAAGUUCAGAGUAACAGGUCCAACUCAUAUGGCCAUCAUCCUGUGUCCAGUUGAGAAAGUUAUUCUUCUGCGUUGGUCACUCACAUACAGUCUUCCUCAUCCUGGGGUUGUGACCUGGAAAAAACGACCCGUGUACUUCAUAUACUACUCUCAUGGAGAAGCUACAACCCCAUGGGAAUUCUGGAUAGACUUGGAGGUACCUUCAGAUUUUACUUCAGACCAGCCUAUAGUGGAUAUCAUGUUUAAUACCCAUUAUCUUCAUGGAUCAGACAUGAUUGGUGAAGAUCUCCAAAAGCUGUUAAAAAAGAUGCCACCAUGGACCCAUGUUACUGCUUGGACUUCAACACUCCAGAGUUAUAUUUUCUGAACCUCAUCUUGAACUUUAUUACCUAGGUCACUGCUGUGGGAUUUAAAAACUUAUGCCAUUACAACAGAAGCUGCAUAAUAUGACCCUUGUUUUAAAAAUUAGGUUUGAAAAACUAUGUAUUUAAUCAAGCUUCAUUUCUUAACCUCUUUCCACUGACUUGUUUGAUUUAAACAAUAAUUACAAAAUUGGUAUGCAUGUAACCUAAAAUUGAACAAAUUAAUUUAUUAAAAAAGCAGACCAUUGAAAAAAAAAAGAUUUAUAUUUGUACCUCAAUAACAAUGUUUUUUGUAUUCCUCAUAGCUCAUCUUCAUUAUUAAAAAAAUAAUGUUGCACAUGCCCUACAACUUCUGACUUCACUAUAACUUAAUGUGCACUACAGACCCUUUUGUUUUUACAGUUUAGGUUAAAAUUUAAAUAACAUUGUCCAACCACAGUUACAUCUAUGAUCAAAAAAUGGUGGUCCAAUUAGGUACCAAGAAUGAAUUAACAAUAAGCUUAUGUACUGAUAGAUAUUGUUUCUUUAACUGUCCUGCUACAGAAAAAGGCUUUGAAAUGGGCAAGAAAUAUAUUAUUAUUUAUUUGUGGAUUAUUUAUUAUUUUCUUUAUUUAGAUAUGAUCCCAGAUAUAAAUAAUGUAAUAACAGUAUUGGAAUUUUCAAUUUUCGGAGAUAUAAAAUUAAAAAUUAAAGUGUUUUUGUUUUUAUAAAAGUAAUUGUUAUAAGUAUUAGAGUAUAACUCAAGAUCAGGAGAAACACUGUAGGUUAUAUUUCAGGAUUCACAAGGUUAUAAGUAGAGUAGAACAACAACAUUGCAAUCUUCUAGACCAUGUUGAACUACCACUGCUUUUAUUAUUAUCAAAAUGUAGUCAGUUGUUGAGAACAGUGUAUUAUUAUUUCUAAAAGAAAUAUAAUAAACAUGUGAAUAGUUUAGAAAGAUAAAUUAUAAUUAGUGGCUACUAUAGUUUCUGCUUUUGAUUGAAUUAUGGUUAAUUUACUACGUUUUUAUAUUUAUGAGUAAUUUUUAUAAGUUUAAGAUAUAACCCUAGAUGAGAAGAGAGACAGUUAUAUUUCAGGAUUCACAAGGUUAUACAUUGAGUGGAACUAAGUGGUAUUUGUUAGUGUGGUAGAAGUUAAUAAACUCAAUGCUAAACAAUUAUAAUAGAGCAGGUUAAUUCUCCAUAAUUCUUUGUUAAUUCUUUUUUUGAGCAAGUUAAAGGAUUUUUUAGAGAUGUUGCAUUAGGAAUGAAGAACAAAUGCAUGUAUAACUUUUCUCCAAUCUUUUUUGUGUAGUAUUAACUACAUCAAACUACUAAAUUUUGAAAAAUUAGAAAGUUAUGUUUAAUUGAACAAUUUGAAAUGAGCUAUCUUUUGUAUGCAUACUUACCUUUCAAUCACUCUAGAGUUUUCACACAAGCUCAAAAAAAAAAGUGUGGUUUUAAAGUUGAUUCAUUUAUUUUUAUUUUUUCUCCAGGACUUAAAAAAAUGGGGGGAGUGGAUUUUAUGCAUCUAAGUUUUAGGCCUUUUUAACCAUUGUAAUUUAUUCUUUUGAAUCAUUUCUUCACAUUUUCUGCUAUUUUUCAUCUUUUGCAUACCAUCUUUAUUGCCCUUCUUCAUUCAUCCCUUGCACUGAAAAUUACUGUCACACCCGUGAUUUAUUUUUUUUCAAAAUGAGCAUAAACCCACUGUAGGGUAGGGCUACUAUAGUUACUAAUAAUGUCAUUCAAGAUUACAUGACUUUCACACUCCCUGCUCAUUUCCACUGCCCAGUAUUAUAAAAAAGGAAGUCCUUCUCUUCAAAUAUCUCUCAAGCUAUUGUGUUUUUUAAGCUGUAAUUUAACUACAUUUUCUAUCCCACAUGUUUUCGAAAUGUCUUAAAUUUUCUUAAUUAUGAUGUAAAUUUUUAGUUAAGGAUAAUGCAUUCUCAGAAAACAUAUCCUUUUUCUUGUUUAUGAUAUAAAGAAAAAAAUAUUGUUUUGUGGUUAAUACCUCUUUUUUUUGUAUUCACAUUACUCUUGACUAGUUUAGAACAUUUGAUGGGUAGUCAAGAUGAAAACAAUAAUUAAAUGAAAUUCAUGUUAUUAUGCAGAAAAUAGUUGCUGUAGUAAUCACAGAGAUCUUAAUGAAUGUGUUGAAUACUGGAACGUCAUAAUUUUGGGUUAAAAUUACUUUUAGAAUAAAAAAUUUACAUUUUACAAGUAUCAAUAACUAAUGGUAUUAUGUCUUUUUAUCUCAAUAUGGGAUAAUUUAUGAUAUGAAACAGAUUAUGUGGAAUAGCAUCUAAAUGCAAUAGAUUAUGUGUAUUAUCUUUAGUGAAUUGCUGAACUUUUCAGUUCAAUUAUUGUAUAUUACAUCUAGCUGUGCUAAGUUCUGUUAGAUCUGAACAGGGACAGAUAUCAAAACAUUGGGGGAAUAAUUUUUUUAUCUGGAGUUUGGAAGUGUUUCUAAUUACUAUCAGAGUAUUUCUUUGUUGUUUUUUUUCUAUGUGCACUUGUAAUUUUUAUUUUUUUACAGGUUGUGAUGAUAUUUGCUUUUCUGUGAUUUUUUAAAUCCGUAGUCAAGCUUUCAAACACUACCUCAGUUAAUAACGUAUCAAAGAGAAUGUGUUGAAUCACAAUAGAGAUACUAGUUUUCUUUGAUGAUUGUGGGUAGAUAUAUUGACUGGCUGAUCCAAUUUUACUGAAAGUUUCUUUUGCUGUAGUUUGUUAGUUAUGUAUUAAAAAUGAAACAAAAUAUUUGACUUUAUUAAGUUCUGUAAUGCCAUAAAUGUAGAUAUCUAGUCAAAAUGAUUGUGACUAGGUAGCUAUCCUCAUCUAGAUGAAGUUGAACUAAGUCAGUGUUUCAGAACAAAAUAUUAAACUAUUGUAUAAUAUAAAAUUACAGGUCUAAGUCUAUUUUGAUUCAUAAUUCCCUUCUACUAUAACUGUUAUCCCCUUUUUGAAAUUGUUCGAAAUCCAUGCAAUAUGACCAGUAGAAUGUAUUGAAAUCUAAUUUCCUAACAACAAAGUUUUUUUGAUACUGUUGAUUGUGAUUCCCUUUCAUAUAGACUAAAAAGUAUACAAUUAUAGUAAAAUUUUCUUGUGGUACUUCUUCAUCAACAUGUCUUAAAAAAUGGCAACAAGUUCUGUAUUGUAUGACUAUUCACAAAUUGCUUCUUUUAUUCUGAUUCAAAUGAUAUCUUAACCAUUUUAAUAACAUACUCUUUGUUUUCUGCAAAUGCCUUGAUUUACUUUUGCACCAGCCAUUAAUUUUUUAUUUCAUCCCUAAGCUAAAAUUUAUCAGUUUUUCACUUCAUUACUUUUAAAGUAGUAAUUCAUCAAUUUGUGUAGAAAUGUUCAUUGAACAACAAAAUACCAGAAUGGUGCUGUUAGUUACUGUCAUUUACCUGCUAUUGUAGAUGCUGCUAUUAGUGACAUAUUUGUUGUUAUUUAGGCUUUCCAAUUUAAUUCUCGUUUUUUAGUUCUUUAAGAUCACUGUAUAUUUUAUCUCUAUAUCUUAACAGCUGUUAUGGUCAGGAUAGUGUUGCUUCAUAUGGUUAUUAGUCAUAUGAAUUAAAACUUGUUGAAGACUCAUGUACUUGUAAUUACAUCUAUCAUCAUUAACUGUACUCAAUCUGGACAUUACAGUUUUCUAGAUCUUUACCUUCACUAUUAUACAAAUCUUCUUUAUCUUAAAACUGUAUCCCAUUCAAUACCUGAACUUAUGUUGCACUUCUAUUAAAGCUAAAACUAAACCCUUUUAACUAAACUUUUUAACAUUAUCAUUUUGUUUUAUUUUAAACAUGCCUAUCUGUAGUGUCGAUGAAUGCCCAUUUUUAAGGGAACAGUUGGCUGGUUUUGAAUGUGAGUUGUUGAAAUUUAUAUAGAUAUAUUAAAUGGAAAGAAACACAGAAGGGUGCUUGACUUGAUGCUACUUGAAUAUGGUUUACAGGUGAUAAGCUGCAGGAAUAUGGAUUUACCAUUGGAAUAGGAAAAAUACAAAAGUACAUAUAACUGGUUAAACUUUUUUUGUAUUUGUAAGAAAAUUUCCUAAAUAAUGAAAUAAUUUCUUAUUGGCGGCUUUGUAAACAGAACAUUGGAAUCUGAAAUGACUGCAUGUUUAACUGUUCACUUGUAGGUAAUACAUCCUCAAGUGCUAAAGUUAUACAAGAGUGUUGAAUAUUUUUCAUUUUAUUCUAGCUUAUGAUGACAGCUAUAAACUUUCAAUGCAUCCUAGCUGGCCUUAUGAGCUCUGGUACUGGAUGAAAGGCCUCAUCAGCAUUGGAUAUGGCAGAUGUAGUAUUGUUGACAUAUCAUUACAUAUUCUUUGCUUUCACUAAUAAUUUCUUAGAAUUUACUUGCUACUACACUAUAACUGUUUUUGUUGUAUUGUCAUUACCUAAGUAAUAAGAAUCUGCAUAACUUUCUAGUUCAGUGAACUUAUGUCAAAUGAAAAAUACAGGUAGAAUCUAAAUAAGCAUAUGCAAAUCUUUUAGGUUUGUCUUGUUGAAAUUAAAAAACAUAUUUUACACUAUGAUAUGAAAAUAAGUUUUUUUAUGAUGAACUCCAACCAGUGGAGAACACUUAAACCUGUAUGCUGAAAAACUGCUUUUAUUGUGGGUUUUGAAAAUUCACUUUCACAAUAGAUUUCUGAGGUAUGUAUAAAAAAAAAAAGUGCAACUGUGCUGUAAUGUAUCAAAAUGAGAUUACAGGUGAAUAGUCAUCUUUCAUCAAAUAUUUUUCAGUGAAUGUCAUUAAUGUAUUGAGCUGUUUUGAUUUCCAUGAUAUUUAUCAAAACCCUGAGAAAGCUAACUAGUAUAACAGAUCUAAGUGCCAUAUCCAAACAAGCUAUAAAAAUAGGAUGAAACCUGUUGAACCAACCAAAAUUAAUGUAUUAUUUAAGUUACGAUUAAGUUAAGUAGACAAUUUGAGGCUUUAUAAAAACGUGAUAAUUAUUUUAUAAAAAUGUACUAAUUUUGGUACCAGGUAAUAGUUUGUUAAUAAUGCAAAAUCAUCAUAUUCAUAGCCAUAGUAAUGGAAGACAUUGCUGUUUUAAAUAUUAAGUUAAAAUACUAGCUAAAUGUAGAGUAUUAGGAUAGUCAAACUCAAAUUGUUUAGUAUGUAACAUUUUCGCAUUUUUUCGCAGCAAAUUUCACUACUUCGAUGUGCCAAUCCAUUUGAAAUAACAGUUGUCUGUAACUGUGUAAGUUGUAACAUUGUUUAAUGAGUAAAAUUUUUUGAGGUAUCUAGUUUUCUGCAUACUUUAAAAUGUUAUAAUAAAUUUAUUAAUAUAAAUACAGACUCAUAGUUAAAAACAAAAGCUUGUUAAUAAUCAGCUUGAACUAGUCAUUUAUUUCCACUCCAGACUUACGGGCCCGGGAUGACCAGGUGGUUAGGGCGCUCGACUCGUAAUCUGAGGGUCGCGGGUUCGAAUCCCCGUCACAACAAUCAUGUUCGUCCUUUCAGCCGUGGGGGCGUUAUAAGUGUCGGU
Limulus polyphemus (Atlantic horseshoe crab) is the source of this 8205-nucleotide messenger RNA. RefSeq names its product endoplasmic reticulum metallopeptidase 1-like. Gene Ontology annotation, molecular function: metalloexopeptidase activity. Gene Ontology annotation, biological process: proteolysis. The coding region runs from base 123 to 2741 and encodes 872 amino acids. NCBI's taxonomy places the organism in Eukaryota, Metazoa, Arthropoda, Merostomata, Xiphosura, Limulidae. The transcript has 14 exons. The record is from RefSeq and is a predicted model, not a curated record.